Messenger RNA from Drosophila novamexicana, 986 nucleotides. RefSeq lists its product as uncharacterized. Bases 160 to 735 code for a protein of 191 amino acids. The transcript is spliced from 2 exons. The record is from RefSeq and is a predicted model, not a curated record. NCBI's taxonomy places the organism in Eukaryota, Metazoa, Arthropoda, Insecta, Diptera, Drosophilidae.
UGAUUUUUUACAUGUGUCUAGUAUUAUGUAUAGAUCCGUAAAUUCAAUCAAAAUUCAAACCGAGGGGUACACUCAACACACAGACAGAGAAAAAUAGGGAGAGUGAGUGAGCAGGAGGCUGGAGGGAGCAAAGUUUUACAUAGACUGCACGAUCCAGACAUGGAGCGACUUUCGUUAUCAGCGCUGAGCAUGGCCAUAUUGCUGCACUCGGUCAUGGGCAUCUCAUACUACUUUCUAAUGGCUCGGUGCUCCCCGGCGCCCCUGCUAGGUAGCUGGCUGUUCGUCGCCUGUAUUGGAGCCGUGCUGCAGGUGGUGCACAUAUUUCCGCAGUGGUGCCGCAAUUGCUCGUCCCUAUGCCGCCUGACCAUGGAGAUGGCCGUGUGCUGCUUCACGCUGGACCUGAUGCUGACCAAGCUGUGGUGUCGCAUUGAGUCGCUGUGCCACUGUGCCAUCGUCGGCAUUCUACGGCUGCUCGUUACGGAGGACGGCACCUUUGCUUCCUGCGAGUACUGGAUGCUCGGUGUGACCACCAGCGUGAUUGGCGCCUGCCUGCUCUGGUUCACACUAUGGGCCACCGCCUUCCCCAGCAGGCUACGUCUGGACUGUACCAAUUGGCAAAAAAACGUCUCACGUUCUUUUAAACAAAAUAUUUGCCAUUUGGCUUUCGGCCCGUCGAAUCUACAGCGCGUCAGCUCGCCGCCUAUAAAGGAAAGCGAGCAGAGCUUUGCCAGUUGAGACAAUCACAAGCCAAAAGAUAUUAAUAAUUGGACAAAAUAAGUUAAAAGUUGACAGUGGGUCAGGCCGCAAUGACAUUUGCCAUGCACCAAAACCUGUAUUAGAACUACGCCAAGCAAACUUAACAAAUUGCAAAAAAACAUUCAGCAGUCCCCUAAUUCUGCGUUCCCCUGUAAAAUUGUUGUGCGCCCUAAGCCCAUGCAUUGGAAAUUUAUGGAAAUAACGAAUAAAAUGUUAAGGUUUAUCAAUCU